AUGCCACGACGAAGGUCAGCUAUGAGUGUUCACUCUGACGCCAGUGACUUGGAUAUCGAUGGGAUCGCUGAAACAGAGAUGGGCAAACUGCAGAGACAGUUCCGCAUCAUGGAAGGAGAUCGGCAGGCCUACAGCAUCCAGGCACAGGAGCUCAUCCGCAAACAGCGACAGGAGAUUGAGAGUCUGCAUGCAGAGCAGGAGGAGCUGCAGCGCAGUCUGCAUGUGUCCGACAGCCAGUCACGCCGACACAGUGACAGCCAUGAUGCUCAGCAGUUGCGCACCCUGCUUGCCCAGAGAGACGAGUUGGAGGAGCAGCUAGAGAGAGAGAGACAGAGCCAAGCUGAGUUGGAAAAAGAGGUCCUCAGCAUGGAGAGGAAGCUGGCUGAGCUGAGGAAAGGGGAGAUCUACGCCUCUCUAACUCAGACAUCCCAGGUCCGUCAGACAAAGAAGACAACCAGCACUCUGGAAAACAAACUGGAUCUGGCCCUCAUUCGCUUCAAUGAGCAAUUGACCAAGAAUGGAUGUCUGAGAGAGGAACUGGAGACACUGCGUGUGGAGCGUGUCCGGUUUCAGCAGCUGCAUCGCAGACUGGAAAAGGAGUUGCAGGAGAUCCGGAGGGACAUUGGCAAUAUUAUUAACCUCUCUACAUCUGCAUAUGAGGCCAGGGUUGAGGCACAGUCUAAAAUGAACAUGAUGAAGGAGAAGGCAGUGAAAGACCUGGCACAGUACACUGUCGAGAUGAAAGAGUUGGAGAGAGUCAUUGCUCAUGAGCGUCGCCUCAAGGAGUUCAUGACCACCAAAUGCAACGAGAGGGCCAGCCAAGAUGAGGGCCAGGACCUAAGCCGUAGACAAGAGCUGAAAGAGCAGCGAAGAACAGACUCUGGGCAGGAAACGUUGGACACUCUGGAAGAAGUGUUCCAAAGAAUUCAAAAUGUUACAGGAGAGGAUGACUUGGACGUUUUGGUCACCAAGUUCAUCCAGGUUGAGGAUCGUAACUUUGCUUUAUUCAACUAUGUGAAUGAGCAGAACACAGAGGCAGAGACUCUGAGAGAUCAGAUAAAACAGACCAGAGAGGAGAUGGAGCAGUUCCAUUUGCAGGGGCUGCAGCAGGAGCAGGAACACCAUUCUGCUCUAAGAGAAGUAGAUGAGCAGCAGAGACAAACAGAGGCACAAGCUCAGGAAUAUGAGACACAGGCCAACGCCAUCGGCAAGAUCCUUGACCAGAUCAAGACGGGAGUAAGCACAGUAUUUGGUUUGCUGGAAUGCGACCGCUCCUUGGUGGAAGACAUGCUGGGCUCGUCGUCUGGGAUCAGGAACAGCAACAUUAUGGCCUAUCUGGGCCUGGUGGAGCAGAAGACCAAUGAACUGCUCACCUUGCAGGCCUUCAUCAACUCUAAGGACCUUGAGAAAGAUUACGAUCCAAAGGAUGUUGCUCGGAUCCUGCUAGGUCAGAGUCCAGAGCUCCACAGACAGACUGUUGUUAUCCAACCACCCAUUACAGGAGAUGAUUACAAUACAGAAGGGUCUCCACUCACUGAUGAAGAGGAGCGACCUUUGACCCAGGGGGAACUCCGCCAACGUGUCAUGAAAGGGGUCCUGCGUAAAGAGGGAGCACUGCGUCCAGGAGGAGUAAAGCUGUCCAAGAUCAGCAUGGUCUCCAGCAACAGACAACACUCCCCAGAGGCCUGA
Molecule: messenger RNA, 1689 nt
Organism: Chanos chanos (milkfish)
Lineage: Eukaryota; Metazoa; Chordata; Actinopteri; Gonorynchiformes; Chanidae
Gene: odad1
Product: outer dynein arm docking complex subunit 1
Exons: 14
Coding region: 1-1689 (562 amino acids)
Biological process (GO): cilium movement; outer dynein arm assembly
Cellular component (GO): axoneme
Source: RefSeq, a predicted model, not a curated record